UGUUUCUACGCAAACAUGUACAAGAUUGAAGUCCUGACAAGCGUAUCUACACUUUGAGCGUUGAUAAGCAGCAGAACCGUUUCCUCCAAGUUAACGCCCGAAAACAAAGUCCUCCAAUUCCAAGAUGCCUAAACAAGCUGCUGUUGAAUCAUCCAUCGAUUUGGAAAACCGAGAUCCCAACAACAUCAACGACCACUUGAAGGUCCAGUUUGAGGAUGUUUUGGCGGAGCCCGAAGGUGCCCACAGCAUUGAUUGCUGCUGGAAGUUUACCAACACUUGCUUCAACUGCGCCUUCAAAUGCUGCUACAUGUUGAUGACCCUUUGUGGACCUCUCUACGGCCUCUACUACGGUUGGAGUUACGCUAUGCUUGCCUGUGCUCACAUUUGGCAGUACACACCACAGAUCAAAGCUUGCGAGAUCAACUGCGUCAUGAUGAGGAAAGUGUACACCAUCUGCCUCAACUGCUGCCUGACGCCAUGCUGCGAGUCCUGUGGUGCUGUCUUCAGCAGGAUUCAAGUCAAACAAUAACACAGACUCAAUCGGGAACUAUCCUAGCGUUCUUGCACUGAGUAAAACACAGUAUACGAUUGGCCUGGAUGUCUCUUGGACACACUGGCUUCAAUGGGAAUAUGUUAUGCUAAAACCAAUAACUUGUUCUGCCAUCGAGAACAACCUUCAUCUGCUGCAGUGACAUUUCUGGAUGUGAAACUUGAAACCCAUCUGUUCUGUUUUCUAAACAAUUCCUGUGUAUAUUAAGGAUCUUGUGUAAUAUUCAACCUGUCUUGUCACUUCAGUUUGUACAAGAAACUUGACUUAAGGGUCUGGGAGCACAAAGUAUGCAAUUAAUAGUACUUUCGCUUAUAAAAAAAAACAUUAUGUAAAGCGUCAUGUUUAUACAGGACCUUUUUUGUAUAUAUUGCCUUUCGAUGUUAAAAUGGACAAGUUUUGUGUUUUUUAUAUUUUUACAAAAAGAGCUUGAUCCAAGCAUGAUGUAUACAGUAUUACAACAACGAAUAAUAUUGUACAUACUUCUACUAGCAUUUCUGCGACCAAUAAAUUUUCUUUUGUUAUAAA
Haliotis rufescens (red abalone) is the source of this 1075-nucleotide messenger RNA. RefSeq names its product caveolin-3-like. The record is from RefSeq and is a predicted model, not a curated record. Gene Ontology annotation, cellular component: caveola. Gene Ontology annotation, biological process: caveola assembly. The transcript is spliced from 2 exons. Gene Ontology annotation, molecular function: molecular adaptor activity. The coding region runs from base 125 to 529 and encodes 134 amino acids. Lineage: Eukaryota; Metazoa; Mollusca; Gastropoda; Lepetellida; Haliotidae.